Dioscorea cayenensis subsp. rotundata (Guinea yam) is the source of this 576-nucleotide messenger RNA. Its product is annotated as importin subunit alpha-1b-like. Gene Ontology annotation, cellular component: nucleus. Gene Ontology annotation, biological process: NLS-bearing protein import into nucleus. The record is from RefSeq and is a predicted model, not a curated record. NCBI's taxonomy places the organism in Eukaryota, Viridiplantae, Streptophyta, Magnoliopsida, Dioscoreales, Dioscoreaceae. Gene Ontology annotation, molecular function: nuclear import signal receptor activity; protein binding. Bases 1 to 576 code for a protein of 191 amino acids. The transcript is spliced from 4 exons.
AUGGGCGCGAGAAAGUACCUCAUCCACGCCGCCGCUGGAGCUGCCGCCACCAUCGGAGGGACGUCGUUGGUCUUCCUCACGAACAAGGGCAUGGAGGCGCUAUGGUCCUUCUCCCACCCAUUUGGAGGUCACCAUCUCUCCCUCAUCAAAAGCUUUAUCAUCAAUCAGAAUGCACUUCCGUGUCUUCUAAACCUUCUGACGCACAAUCAUAAGAAAAGCAUCAAGAAGGAAGCUUGCUGGACUAUUUCAAACAUCACAGCUGGAAAUAAGGAGCAAAUACAGGCUGUAAUUACUGCUGAUAUCAUUGGUCCAUUAGUACAUCUUCUCCAAACUGCUGAGUUUGACAUCAAGAAAGAGGCUGCCUGGGCCAUCUCAAAUGCUACUUCAGGUGGCACCCAUGAUCAAAUAAAGUUUUUAGUCAGUCAGGGUUGCAUCAAGCCCUUGUGUGAUCUCCUAGUGUGCCCAGACCCGAGAAUUGUCACAGUUUGCUUGGAAGGGCUGGAAAACAUCCUGAAGGUUGGUGAAGCUGAGAAGAAUGCAGGCACCACUGGAGGCGUGAAUCUCUAUGCUGCUUGA